AUGGGCUCGAAACCCCUGUUCUUCCGCGAGCUCACGCCGCGCUUGCUGCGCAUCUUCCUCUUCGCUUCGGUAAGUAUCCUCGUGAUCCUGGCUUUAACCAAGAUGAGGGCAUCACUCGCUAACGCCCUGAAUUGCAGAUUGGAGCAAUGGUAUGUUACUCUAGAAGCAGUCCGGAUACUCAAUUAUGCACGUAACUUCGGCUACGACAACAAUUGGUGGGCCGGUGUCAUCGGACAGCAGAGUUUCAUCAACGAUUACGGUCGAUACAACGGUCCGGGCCAGGAUCGCUCCCUUCCAUCCACCUGGCUCUCAGCAGCCAGUGGCACACCCAUCGCGGGAUGGAUCAUCGGUUGCGUCCUGGCCGGUUACCUGACGAGCACAUUCGGACGAAAGAUGACAAUCAUAACCAUAUGCGUGGUGGCGCUUAUUGGAAUGGUGAUCCAGGCUGCUGUCCUGAAUUAUUGGGUGUUGAUGGUUGGAAGACUUAUCAAUGCUUUCUCUAUGGGUAUGCCAAUCCAACUCGAUGACGACGAACAUGUAGAUGCUGAUAUACGUCUAAUAGGUAUUGAGGCAAAUUGUGUGCCUAUGUACAUGGCCGAACUUGCUCCUGCAUCAAUCCGUGGUGGCCUAGUCAACUUUUACCAAUCGUGGUUGUAUAUUGGUGCCGCUCUCGCAGCCAUCACUGUUUACGCUUCCUCCAUUACUCUGACAGGAACAUGGUCAUAUAGAACUGCCAUUGUGGCUCAGAUUGGUCCCCCUUGUAUGUUACUGGCUGCCAUCUGGUUCAUUCCCGAAUCACCUCGCUGGCUUCUCGGCAAGGGCAGAAAAGAGGAGGCCAUGAAAGCGUUGGCCUACAUGAGAGCAGGCGCUGCGACUGAAGAAGAGGUCGCCACUGAGCUGAAUCUGAUUGACUUGGCGAUGCAAGAGGAACGGGAGAACAACCUCGCUACGAGCUAUGCGGACUGCUUCAAAGGCACCAACCUACGCCGAACCAUCAUUGCCAUUGGCGUCCAAGUUCUGCAGCAAGCACAGGGCAACUCCUUCACGACCACGUAUCUCGUCAUCUUCCUUAAGCAAGUCGGCGUUAAGGAACCGCUCCUGAUCAAUGUUGCCAAGAUGUGUUGCAACUUUGGAGCAACUCUCCUCACCUUCUUCCUCACCGACAUGCUUGGUCGUCGGCCGAUGCUUAUGGGUGGUUCUUUCUUCAUGGCAGGCCUCAUGUGGACUGUGAGUGGCGUUUCAGCAUGGAGCCCAGGCGGCCCUUCCAAUACUGCUGCGCAAGGAGUUGUAGCUGCAAUUCUCCUUUAUGGAGCAUUUGCUGCCGCAUGCUGGGGCUCUGUGAUGUGGACUGUCACAACUACAAUGUUGGGCUUUGUGACCAGCCUUUUGAUCACCUACAUCAACCCAUUCGUCCAGAAUGAGCCUGGAUAUCUCGGUGCAAAGGUCGGCAUGAUUUACGGAAGCAUUUCGGUCCUUGCCUUGAUCUUCGUAUUCUUGGUGGUUCCAGAGAUGAGUGGUCGAAGUCUGGAAGAGUUGGAUGAGUUAUUUCGCGCCAAGGUCCCAGCUUGGAAGUCUAAGGACUAUGUCUGCACAGGAAUUGGCACCCAGAUUACUCACAUCCAGAAUAUUGAGGGAAAGAGAGUUAGUAUCGAUCGGGCACAGUCGGUUUCUAGAGAGGCUCAGGGAAAUGAUGUCAAAAAGUGA
Messenger RNA from Clonostachys byssicola, 1704 nucleotides. NCBI's taxonomy places the organism in Eukaryota, Fungi, Ascomycota, Sordariomycetes, Hypocreales, Bionectriaceae. The record is from the annotation of a GenBank genome assembly.